This is a messenger RNA of Marchantia polymorpha subsp. ruderalis, 1562 nucleotides long. Lineage: Eukaryota; Viridiplantae; Streptophyta; Marchantiopsida; Marchantiales; Marchantiaceae. The record is from the annotation of a GenBank genome assembly.
AGGAACCAGCUGAAAAAACUGAGUUUAGUAAAUCCACAUCUAAAAUGUCGAACCCGUCGUAGUGAAUAUCUCGACCAUCAUUCAGGCUUGGGAUGCGACGCGCAUCCCUCGCCAGCCCGAGAUUCUGCCACACAGCCGUUGAACAAGCGUAGGAGGCUACGGGCGGCCCUGUGACGAGAAGUUUUGCAAACGUAAUUUUCACCGGUUUCAUGAUGAAGGAUGUCAGAAUUCUCGCGACUGCAGUUUCGGCGCCGUCUUCUCCAAUCAUCAUCGAGAGUAUGAGCCGGUUAGUGUGACGAUCUGCACUGUACACCUUGAAGACUCGGUGAUUGACCUCCUGCGGAUGUUUGUAUCGAGGCUGAAUUGCUUGAAGUGCGAGUUCUUACUCAGUGACUCCUUACUGAGCAGUAGAGGCCAUGCAGACCCUGAGCUUUUUCGGACGAGGACGACCUUUGGGUUUGCACCAGUCUUCCACGAUUUGAGCAAAAAAUGCUUGAGCAUUUUUUUCACAUGUGGAUUCUCUGCCUCUGGUGAGGCUGCUGCGGAGAACUUUACCCAACAGAAUUAAACUUUAAUUACUACAAGGAGCAAUACCGCAGACAUGACAUCCCAGAGACGACCCAGAUGCAAAGCGCCGAUUGGCGGGGAGAAACAUUCCGAAAAAAUUUCUCAAUCUAGGGCCAUUAUGGUGUGUGAAGACAUCCUCUCGAUGUUAGAAGACGAAGCUCAGGGAGUGGAGAGCAAUCGGCCCCGGGUUGCAGACGAUGCUUCCGUGCUGGCAGACCUGGAGCCUACAAGUACAAGUACAGGAGUAGCAUCGGAAUGUAGAAUGAUCUUAGACUCGCUCGAAAAUCUCUCCGUUCUGAGGAUGAGGGAGGAGCGCACCUGCUCUUACAUAAAACAACUUAACGGGGUGUCUCGCGAUUUGCAGCUUCAAGAGCAGGAGUUGAUAGCUCGACUUAAUCAAAUCAACGAGGACAGAACAAAACUUCAUAUCAAGUUGAACCUUCUGGAGUGUGCCUUGUGUUCCAUGAGGUCUGCAAGAGAGGAGAAAGAAAGAGUUCUGAACGAUCACUGCACGAGGGCGAUGGAGCUCCACGAAGAGAAGGUCAGCUUGUUGGAGCUCUCCGUGGAAGGCCAUAGAGAGAGGGUGCGGUCUCUAGAGUCUGUCGUGCAUGAGCUGAAAACCACAGCAGACCGCAAUCAGGAAUAUGAAUCAGCUCUGCUGAGGUUGGAAACGGAGAAAGAAAAGCAGGAGUCAGAGAGGGCACGAUUCAGAACGGAGCUUGACAUGGCUGCCCAGGCAUUAGAGAAGGAGGUGGACAAACACAUCUGCCAGAUUUGUAUGAACCGGAGCCGAAAUGCUCUAGUCAUGCCCUGCAUGCAUUUUCUCUUCUGCAGUGAUUGCUUACACGCCCAUCAAGGGCGAAGUAACGAAUGCCCCACUUGCAGAGGAUCGAUUUCAGCGAUUAUUCACUGUAAACUGAACGUGGAGCGUUGAGCUCCGGGGUAUAUCCAAUCCGUAAGGAGUAAAUCUUGCGUGAAUUAGUGCAACCCGUACU